Monomorium pharaonis (pharaoh ant) is the source of this 2346-nucleotide messenger RNA. RefSeq names its product odorant receptor Or1. Gene Ontology annotation, biological process: sensory perception of smell; detection of chemical stimulus involved in sensory perception of smell. Gene Ontology annotation, molecular function: odorant binding; olfactory receptor activity. Gene Ontology annotation, cellular component: plasma membrane. The transcript is spliced from 5 exons. Lineage: Eukaryota; Metazoa; Arthropoda; Insecta; Hymenoptera; Formicidae. The record is from RefSeq and is a predicted model, not a curated record. The coding region runs from base 601 to 1710 and encodes 369 amino acids.
AAAUCUAAAUUGUACGUUAUUGUAAUUUUUCUAUAUAGGAUAACAGUGAUAUUUACGAUAUUUAUAAAAAGAAAAAAAGUAGAAAAUAUGAAAAUAGUUUAAACGUAAUCAUUCUGUGCAUAUCAUAUUAUUUGUUUGUGUUAUAAUUUCAAUUUGGUAUUGUUAAUAUUACUGAAAUCUAAGUCAAAUCGAUUUUUCAAUGUAGUAAGUAGCGCGAUCAUAUACAAUUUAUGUAAAAUGUUUACUAUGGCAAAAAUGCAAAAUUCCUUCUGUAAAAUCUGUUUUUAAAUAAGAAAAAUUUUUUGUAAUUUAUUAUAAUAGUAAGUAUUAUGAAGUUCUUAUUUAUAGAGUUUUUUUUUUCUUAAAUAAUAAUAGUAAAUAUACAUAAAAUAUUUGAGAAAUUUAAUUUUAUUAAAUGAGAUGUUUACACUAAAGUUGUCCUAUGUUUGAAACUAUAACUAGAAACAUAAAUUUUUAUCGUAAUUUUGUAUCAUACAAUGGUUUCGUAUAUAAAAUAUAAGAAAUAUACAAUAGUGAAUAAAAGUGUAAAAUUUAAUAACUGUUUUAUCUUAAGCUGGAGUGUAAAAAAUAUUUCCCAAAAUGCAAGUUAUGCAAUUUCCAUUAAAAAUUCUCACGGUGGCAGGAUGCCGGCCACCAAUCUCUUGGUCCUCAUUAUGCAAACGGACGGUGUAUAAUGCAUACACAAUUUUGAUGUGUUUACUAAUGUUUACCUUCUUGCUCCCGCAACUUAUCGAUAUUAUCAUAAAUGUCGAUAAUGCUGAUGAUUUCGCGGAUACCUUUUAUCUAAUGAUUGCCAUGGUCAACUCUUGUUACAAGAUGAUCAGUCUAUUAUUGAAUCGUAAAAAUAUCGAAAUGUUAACCGAAGCGUUGGUUGAGAAGCCGUUUAGACCUUUGGAACCAGAUGAAAUUAAGAUUCGAGAAAAAUAUAAUAAUAUUGUGCGGACCUAUUCAAUAUUCUAUACAAUUUUGGUUGAGAUGACAUGCGGAUGCAUGAAUUUGACUUCAUUGUUAACGGACUUUCGGAGAGGAGAUUUAGCAUAUAGAGAAUGGGUACCCUAUGCAUGGUCCGAUACGAUGUAUUAUUUUACGUAUUUUCGCCAAUUAAUAAGCUCGACGUUUGGAUCUAUUAUAAAUGUCGCUUGUGAUAUAUUAAUUUGUGGAUUGCUGCUCCAUAUUUAUUGUCAGAUCGAGAUUUUAGAGUGUCGUCUGAAGAAAUCCUUGCGCAAUCAAAACGACUUGGGAGAAUGUGUACGUCUGCACGAUCAUAUCUAUAAGUACGCACGCACAAUGAAUGAAAAUUUCAAGAUUACGAUUGGCGUUCAAUUCACAGCGAGCAUGUUAGUGGUAUGUUCCAACCUUUAUCGAUUAGCAAAAACUACAUUGAGUGCUAAAUAUAUUCCGCUGAUGUCGUACACAAUUUGCAUGUGUAUGCAAAUUCUUAUCUAUUGUUGGCAUGGAAACGAAGUAAAAUUAAAGAGUAUUAAAUUUUGCGAUGAAAUAUUUGCGAUGGAUUGGGUAACAGCAGACAAGAAAGCAAGAAAGAAUCUUAUAUUAAUUAUGAAUCGCUCUCUGAUUCCCAUUGAAUUUUCUAGUGCACAUAUUGUUACAGUAAAUCUAGAUUCCUUCGUGAAGUUACUUAAGAUGUCAUAUUCAAUAUUUAACUUACUUAAACAAACAAGGGAAGAAUAGUAAUAGUGGUAGUGCUAAAAGAAGAAGAGCAAAUGGCAUGUCAAACGAGACGCGUUGAUCAACAGGUCAAAAAUAUUUGCGAUGGUAAUCGUAAUAUAAUUGUAUAUCGCAUAUAUAAUAUUACGUAUAUCAAUAAAAAAUUAUUAUUUAUUUGUAUAUUUUACGUUACGCCCUUUUCUAAUAUUUAUCAAAUAAAAGUCAAAGACUAAAUAAAGUCAACAUGUACUUAAUUAGAUAUUAUUAGUAUUUACAAAAAUUAAUACGCAUAUAUAAAAAAUUGCAUUAAACAUUUAAAUAAUGACAAUCUCACUUUUAUCAAAAUUGCAUAAAUCAUCAAUGGCAGUCUAUACGUGUAGUGAAGAUCUCGCAUCUAUCUCAAUAUCUAGAUUUUUUGCACGAAAUCAAUGUCGACACAACCACAAAAGUUUUCUGAACCUAAUACUAUUACUCUUCGAUCUAUCAUCAAAUAAAAUCGAUAUAGCGCCAAUCAUAUUUAUUAUCAAAGAAGGAAUAUUUUAUUCUUAAAUUAUUUUUGAUACUAUCUUAUUAGUUUUCUUAGAAUGAUUUAGUAAAUUUGUGACAGUCUUAUGACAUUCUAGAUUUAAGAAUAGACCGAUUUGAAGAUAGAAAUGUUUA